Penicillium crustosum is the source of this 2745-nucleotide messenger RNA. Its product is annotated as dynamin family protein. The coding region runs from base 1 to 2745 and encodes 914 amino acids. The record is from RefSeq and is a predicted model, not a curated record. Gene Ontology annotation, molecular function: GTPase activity; GTP binding; microtubule binding. The transcript is spliced from 3 exons. Lineage: Eukaryota; Fungi; Ascomycota; Eurotiomycetes; Eurotiales; Aspergillaceae. Gene Ontology annotation, cellular component: cytoplasm; microtubule; membrane.
AUGUCUGGCUCGACCGAGGUAGAUAUCGCCCUCCAUCAGCUGCAGACGGAGCAAGGUCCUCUUCUUGAUAAGAUUGAUGAUCUUCGCGCCAUCGGAGUCGGCGGACUUGUCGGGUUGCCGCAGCUCAUUGUCUGUGGAAACCAAUCCAGCGGCAAAAGCUCUGUCCUUGAGGCCGUUUCUCGUGUGCGUUUUCCAAUGAAGAGUAGUGUCUGCACUCGAUUCCCGACAGAGGUUAUUCUGCGUCGCCAUCCAGCACCCCGGUUCAAGGUGUCCAUCGAACCUGGGUCAUCUCGAACGAGUAAAGGAGAGCGCCAGAUGAUUGAAGCAUUUGCACCGGCUGAGGUCACCAACAGUAGUCAGCUAGAGUCUCUGAUUGAGAAAGCCAAGGAAUGCAUGGGCAUCACUGGCGAUGGAUUCAGCGACGACAUUCUUAAAGUUGAAAUAUCGGGACCCGAUAAGCCAGAGUUGACACUCGUUGAUCUACCUGGUCUCUAUACAUCCCACAGCACAUCCCAGGAUGAGCAAGGGAUUGAGAUUGUUCAUGAUAUCACCAAACGCUACAUGGAAAACAAGCGCAGCAUCAUUCUGGCUGUAGUUUCGGCAAAGAAUGACUACCACAAUCAACGAGUUUUGAAUAUGGCGGAGGAAUUCGACGAGUCACGAGAGCGUACUAUCGGAAUCAUCACGCAGCCUGACAUACUUGAAGCUCAUUCCGAUGAAGAAGCGUCUUGGCUGCAGAUUCUCAAGAACGAGAAAGUUCCGUUAAAGCUCGGGUGGCACGCGUUACGAAAUAGGUCCUUUGAAACUCGAAACGCGUCGGACGACGAAAGAGAUAGGAAAGAGAAGGAAUUCUUUGCUCAAGGAAACUGGGGCUCUGUUCCGGCGGAUUGUAUGGGAAUUGACAAUUUUCGACGUCGACUAAGUUCUAUUCUAUUGAAACAUAUCCAGCGCAAUCUCCCAGGUCUCAUCGUUGAUAUCCAUGAAAAGGUCCUCGAUCGACAAUCCAGACUGAGUAAACUGGGACCGCCCCGAGGUACUCUCCAGCAACAGAAGGGAUUUCUGCUCAACAUUAGCAGCAACUUCGAGCGUAUCACCGCCCAAGCAUUAGAUGGCAUGUACACAGAUGACUUCUUCGGCGGAUUAGAUAACGAGACAGGGCCUCUCGAUCAAGAUCUUCGGCGUUUGCGUGCCGUUAUUCGUGAACUAAACGAAUAUUUCGCUGAUGCUAUGUACACUAUCGGGUGCAGCCAAUUAAUUGGGAAAUUUAAUCUUGAAAUGGUUUCUGAGAUUGGAAACCCCUACACGCAUAUCAGAACACCGGACCUCAGGCCCAGAUCCGAUAUUGAACAUGAAGUCAGCAUACAAGCGCGCCAAAAUCGAGGAAUUGAGCUUCCAGGAAGUGCCAAUCAACUUUUGGUGGGAAAGCUUUUUCGAGAGCAAUCCAAGCCGUGGGAAGAAAUUGCUCGAGAACAUUUGACCAAGUCUUGGGAUGCUGUUAGAGAUUUCAUCAGCCUUCUCUUGCAACAUCUCGCCAAUGACCACACCUACAACCUCUUACUGGGUAACAUUCUUGAUCCUGAGCUGGAGAAAAUGAAAGAUCAUCUACUGGCAAAGCUAGAUGAGCUUACCGCAUACAAUAAACGAGGACAUCCAUUGCCUCUAGGCAAAAGCUUUCUCACGAAAAUCCAGAAAGCCAGGAGUGAUCGCCAAAUCGAUAGGUUGGAACAGGCCUUGAAACUAGGAACUCAUUCCGAAGAUAAGUCCACUACUAUUGAGCGGCUUCGAGAAGUCAAUAGCCAGCUGGAAUCGACAAGCAACCUGUUUGCAGCAGCAGACAUUGUUGAUCAGAUGCAAGCAUAUUACGAUACCGCAAUCAUCACUUUCAUUGAUAAUGUCGCCACACUCGGAAUUGAAAAUUGUCUGCUUGGUCCUCUGGGUAGCAUUCUUACUAGCCAGACAGUCAACAACAUGGAAGACAAACAGGUUCAGGAGAUUGCCGCUGAGCCUUCGUAUAUUGUGGAUGAGAGAGAUCGCCUAACCCAGGAAUUGGAGAAGCUACAAGCUGGCUCACGCACAUUAAGCAAAUUCAAUAUUCGGAAGGUCACCCCAAGGUCCGCUGUUGUCAACUCAACUACUCGGACUGAGUCGUCCCGCAAAAUUAAAACUCCUCGGGCGGCAAGCUCAGUGUCGGUUUCUCAGCCUACUCACACUAGCUCGGGCCCCAACUUGUUUGCUCCAGGGCCGUUUGGAACUCCAUCCACCAGGGUGGCAAGCCCAGUGCCUACUUCCCAGUCUACUCAUAUUAGCUCGGGCCCCAACUUGGUUGCGCCAGGGCGGUUUGGAACUCUAUCCGCUGGGGCAGGGUCUACCAAGAACAAGAGUACCGGUACUAUGGGAAACUCUUUUGGUAACCAGAAAGGCUCACAACCCGUGUUUGGUGGCGGCCCAUUCAGCUCUAACUAUGGCUCUGGCUCUGGUUUCGGCUCCUUCUCUGGUUCAAGCUCUUUGUCUCAAGGAGGAGCCCCUUCCAGCUUUUUGUUCCAAGGAGAAGCCACAUCUAGUCCAUUUGGAUCACCCGCAUUUGGUUCGACUACAGCUCCCAGCACAGGUGCGGCUUCAUCUGGUAGUUCAAAUAAGCCCCCAAAUCAGCCAACCCCUUUAUUUACUUCGCCUUCCGGUAACUCUCAGUCUAAAGGUGAGAGCACCGUGCCAUUGGCUCAAUUGAGCAAUAGUUCCCGGCGGUAG